CCAGCUCUGAGCAGAGCCUUGUUCAGAAUCUUCUGGACUAGAUCUGUCCAGCUAGUCGCCGGACGCUUCUCCGUCGCUUUUCUCUCAGUUUCCUAUGACGGAAGUAUCGCAACUUUAAAUUGGGGGUCUUACAUGUUCAGUUCAGAAUCCAAAUAACCCUAGCAGUAGCAAAAUCGGUGAAAUUACGGAUUUUAUACCGACAAAAGGAAGAUUUCGGUCUGAGAGUCUGUAUCUCAUUGUUGGUGAUUUGGAUUAGCCCAAUAGGAAGAAUGGAAUGUGUUACUGUGAAGAUGCAGAUGAUUCCAAGAAAAGAGGUGUAUGAUUGCGUAAGCAAUCAAUCCAUGUUCCUUUUGAGAUCAAUGGAUGGAAUGUAAACUUGAUUGUUUGUUUUGUCUGGUGUGAUUAAGGAAGAAAAAUGCAUACGAUAAUAUGCGAACAAGUUCCAUAUGUAAACUAGUUUAUUGACACUUGGAGGCCUAAUCAGGAGGUUGUAUUAGUUACCAUAACAUACAGGAAGUCGCUGUGAAUCAUGGCAGACUUGGAAAAUUUGCUUCUAGAGGCAGCAGGAAGAACUGGUGCAGCAGGAAGAAACAGGAAUGCGCUUCCAUCUUCUAGGAGGCGACGUGAGGGCUCAUAUUCUGAUGGCGGAAGUGAUUCUAGAGAUGAUGAUUCUGAUGAUGGCCGUGGCUAUGCAAGCAGGAAGCCGUCUGGAUCUCAAGUUCCUUUGAAGAAGAGGUUGGACCCUACUGAAAGAGAUGAUGAUCAGGGUAGCCAGGAUGAAGGUGACUAUGAUGAUGGGGGUUCUGAUCGUGAGGGUGACAGCAGUGAUGAAUCGGAUGUUGGUGAUGACCUUUACAAGGAUGAGGAUGACCGGAGGAAGCUUGCUCAGAUGAGUGAACUUGAGAGGGAGAUGAUAUUAUCUGAACGGGCAGACAAAAAAGGUGAUAGGAAUCUAACUGAGAGAAUUAGAUCAAAACGGGACAGUGAGAAACCAACCCGAUCUAGAAAAGAGACUCCACCUCUUCCAUCAUCUCGUGGUGUUCGCACGUCAGCUAGAUCUGCUGACAGGGCAGCUGCCAAAGAUGAUGCAUUGAAUGAAUUGAGAGCUAAACGGUUGAAGCAGCAAGACCCAGAAGCUCACCGUAAGUUAAGGGAUGUGUCUAGAGGAACUUCAAGCGGUCGUGGUUUAUCACCAAUGAAGCGAAAACACUUCACUUCAGCUAGCCUGAGUAGCUCUAGCAGUGAGAGCGAUAGCAGGUCUCAUAGUGAAGAUGAAGGGUCUACCGGUGAUGGUGGAAUGGGAGACAGUGAUGACGAUAGGGAUCCUGGGUCUGAGGGUCCAACAUUUGAUGACAUAAAGGAAAUCACCAUCCGGAGGUCAAAACUUGCUAAAUGGUUUAUGGAACCAUGGUUUGAAGAGUUGAUUGUGGGUUGCUUUGUGAGGGUUGGGAUUGGGAGGUCAAAGUCUGGGCCAAUCUACAGGCUCUGCUUGGUCCGGAAUGUGGAUGCUGCAGACCCUGACCGCCAGUACAAGCUGGAGAAUAAAACAACAUAUAAGUAUCUGAAUGUUGUUUGGGGCAAUGAAAGCUCUGCUGCCAGGUGGCAGAUGGCUAUGGUUUCCGACUCUGGACCUACCGAGGAGGAGUAUAGACUGUGGGUGAGAGAGGUGGAGCGCAGUAGUGGGCGGAUGCCAACAAAACAGGAUAUUCUUGAAAAGAAGGAGGCCAUACAAAAGACAAAUACAUUUGUCUAUUCAGCAGCUACUGUAAAGCAAAUGUUGCAGGAGAAAAAAUCUGCCUCUUCAAGGCCAUUAAAUGUUGCUGCUGAGAAAGAUCGAUUGAGGAGGGAGUUGGAAGUAGCACAACUUAAGCAAGAUGAUGCAGAGGUGGAGCGGAUAAGAGCUAGAAUUCAGGAACUGGAGGCAUCUCGGCAAAUUCAGGAAAAAGAUUCAAAGGCUGUUAGGUUGGCAGAGAUGAACAGAAAGAACAGAGUUGAGAAUUUCAGAAACGCAUCAGGACUGAAGCCUGUGAAUGCAAGUCUGAAAGCAGGGGAGGCUGGGUAUGAUCCAUUUUCAAGAAGAUGGACAAGGUCAAGGAAUUACUAUAUGUCAAAGCCUGCUGGAGAAGAUGUGGCUGAAGCAACAAAUAGUGUGGCCAAUGGCACAGUGGUUGCUGCAAAUAGUAAUGGGGCAGCAGCAGGAGUUAUAGCUGAGGCUGGCAUGGCUGCUACAGCAGCAGCCCUGGAAGCGGCAGCUGAUGCAGGAAAGUUGGUUGAUACAGCUGCUCCUGUGGAUCAAGGCACAGAGUCGAAUACACUUCAUGAUUUUGACAUUCCAAUCUCAUUGACUGCACUUCAGAAAUUCGGUGGAGCGCAGGGAGCUCAGGCAGGGUUCAUGGCAAGGAAACAACGGAUAGAAGCAACUGUUGGAUGCCGUGUCCCUGAGAAUGAUGGGAGGAGGCAUGCUCUGACUUUGACUGUUAGUGACUACAAGAGAAGAAGAGGACUCCUCUGAAGUGUAGACUGCACCGAUCAGCUUUCCUUUCUGGUAAAAUUAGCUUCUACAGCAGUCUUCCUGCACAUCUAUGGGUUGUGAUCAUCAUAUAAGUGCGGAGAUCAUUGAUUUUGGUCGACAUCGGUAAGAGUAGUUUCCAGAAACCAAGAAGAGAAGAAAUCUUGCAUUUACUUUCUGAAGUUGUAUUGUAUUAUGAGGAUGUGUUUGGUGUUCCCUUCGUUAUAUUCAGUGAUAGACUGCCAAGUUUUGUGGAAGUUUUUUUGUGGAUAAGUUGAUUACUUGGUGGAGGUCUUAAAUUUGAGCAUAUAGCCUUUUCAUCAUUUGGUCACUUGUUCUGCAAUUGGAUUGUAGAUUCUCUUUUUUAAAGAAAACCAGGAAGGCUACUGCUUAUGCAA
Molecule: messenger RNA, 2907 nt
Organism: Manihot esculenta (cassava)
Lineage: Eukaryota; Viridiplantae; Streptophyta; Magnoliopsida; Malpighiales; Euphorbiaceae
Product: protein RTF1 homolog
Exons: 3
Coding region: 530-2512 (660 amino acids)
Cellular component (GO): Cdc73/Paf1 complex
Molecular function (GO): RNA polymerase II C-terminal domain phosphoserine binding; DNA binding
Source: RefSeq, a predicted model, not a curated record